Molecule: messenger RNA, 7842 nt
Organism: Eriocheir sinensis (Chinese mitten crab)
Lineage: Eukaryota; Metazoa; Arthropoda; Malacostraca; Decapoda; Varunidae
Product: nicalin-like
Exons: 12
Coding region: 1312-2970 (552 amino acids)
Biological process (GO): regulation of signal transduction
Cellular component (GO): endoplasmic reticulum membrane
Source: RefSeq, a predicted model, not a curated record
GGAUAGGAUAUUGCGAAUGGUAUGAUGUCUUAACAAUUCAGAUUUCUACCAUAUAUGCACAAUUAUGGACACAACGAGUCUGCGUGGCCUGCUUAUCUAUGGAAGUCUAUGUAACUGAAAUAAUUAUGUGACGUAUACAAAAAAUAUACUCCCCCAUGUCUCAGAAAAAUAAAAUGAGGUCACAAUAUAGGUACUCACAAACUUAAAUAACUCACUAGGAAAAGAUGAUAAUUAUUUAACUGACACAAGAGUAGUUAGUGUUGCUCUUAGCCAAUGCCAAAGUCCUCUAUCCAAGUUACUUUCUGUCAUAAUAUAAUCCCCCAUAAGAGCCGGUCACCACCACCAGCAGCUGAUAGCGUGGAGAUGCAACCAAUAAAUGAAGCCACCACAAACUUAGAAGGAAGGAAAGCCACACAGGAAUAGUCUCAAAUAGCUCAGUAUGGCCUCUAAGACACUCUCAGGGCUCCAUUGCUGAUGCUGUGCUGUUUCUCCUCUUAUACGUGUUCAUAAUAAUCUUCCCUCUAUAUAUUCGUCUGCACGGGGCCAGCAUCUGAUAAGCCACCGGGAAACACAAUUAUAUAUCAGAAUUAACCAUACAGAGCCUCCUAAUUAACUUCUGCAGCCACGUAAAAGUAAAAAUGUCCAAUGCGAAGAGAUCCUGCCUGAAAUAAGGACUCCAGAUGGUGUAUUUUGCUGGUAAUUCCUGAAGUGAAGAGGAGGUUGUGUGCUUCCUGUCGAAGCCCUAAAACAUCGAAGUGGAAGAAGAAGGAUUCGAGGGCGUGUGUGAUGCUGGUAAUUCCUUGAGUAAAGACUGAAGAAGAGGCAAAAGAAGAAGAGGAAGAGGAAGAAGACUCGAGGCUGUGGUUCCUGCAGGUCACUAGCACAAACUCGAAGGGUGUAAUUCCUCCAAGUGAUUCCUGCCGAAGUAAAACCCCUGAAGAAGAAAAAGGAAGGACUCGAGGCUGUGCUUGCUACGAGUAAUUCCUUAAGUAAAAACUGAAGAAGCAGAAGAAGCAAAAGAGGAGGAAGAAGACGACCCGAGGCUGUGUUUCCUGCUGGUCACUCAAAGCAAGAACUCGAAGGCUGUAAUUCCUGCCGAAGUAAAACCCCUGAAGAAGAAACAGAAGGACCCGAGGCUCUGUUUCCUACGAGUAAUUCCUCAAGUAAAGCUUGAAGAAGAAGAAAACCGCUGGUCAUCCUUGAAGCAAAACCUCGAAGUCUGUGUUUCCUCCAGGUAACCCUGAAGUAAAUCCUGUGGUUUCUCCUGGUACUUGAGGUCCUUCCUGAGGGUGCAGUGGAGGGUCUGGCAGGAUGUGGUCAGACCAGGAGUUGGUGGAGGUGUUGAGGAGCAGUGUGCCUUACUGCCUGGUGGUGGCCCUCCCCCUGCUGCUUCUGCUGUCCCCUGUGCCUGUGGAUGCUGCCGCUGAGUUCACAGUGUUCCGCCUGCAGCAGUAUGACCUCCACGGCUCUGCCCACGGGAGCCGCAGCAGCCUGGUUAAUGUAGAGGCGAGGAGUUUAGAUGCUGGCUCGGUGGCAAGACGUUGUGUGAUAGCUCGCCUGGUGGACCUCACACCGAGCCACUACCAUCGUGUGGUGAGCCAGGGCGCCGCUGCAUUACUCAUCCUCUUGCCAGCAAACCUCACCGCACUCACUGAGGACCACCAAAUGUUGGUGCGAGAAGUGGAGGCGGCCAUGCUGGAGGCAGACUCACAGCUAGCUGUCUACCUUGCCCAUGAGACUCAGGAGCUGCUGCAGAUCUUUGAGUCAGUGCGCACGGCUACAAACACUGACUUGGCCACCUCAGCAGCAGCAGCCAUGAUGAGUUCCCUGUCCACUGACGGCUACCAGAUAGUGGUGGGUGGCAGCCAGUCCAAGCUGAUUCCAGACAUGACCAUUGCCAACAUACAGGGGAAGCUGAGUGGCUAUGGUGUUGAAGAGCAGUUGCCAACGAUAGCAAUUGUGGCGCACUAUGAUGCUUUUGGGGCAGCACCUGAGCUGGCAUGGGGAGCAGACAGCAAUGGCUCUGGUGUGGUGGUGCUGCUGGAGCUGGCCCGCAUCCUCUCUCGCCUCUACGCCUCCCCGCGCACUCACCCACGCCUCAACCUGGCCUUCCUUCUCUCUGGGGGUGGAUACAUUAACUACCAGGGUUCCAAGAGGUUCCUGGAGGACCACCUCGAUGCCUCUGACUCUCCAUUGCUCUCAGAGACUCACUACAGUCUGUGCCUAGACACCCUGGGCAGCGGCGAUUCACUCAGGCUACACGUGUCCAAGAGGCCCAAGGAGACCUCCCCAGGAUACCACUUCUACCAGGCCCUGGAGGAGGAGGGGACAAAGGCUGGGCUCGUGGUGGACAUGGUGCACCGGAAGAUCAAUCUGCAGGAGGACACUCAGGCCUGGGAACACGAGAAAUACAGCAUGAGGAGACUCCCGGCCUUCACACUCUCCAGGCUGCAGGGCCCCAGGGGUGGUGAGAGGGGCAGUAUCUUAGACACCCCAGACACUAUUGACGUGGGAGCACUCACCCGCAACACAGCAGUCAUUGCCUCAGCCCUCCUGCGCCAUAUCUACAACACCUCCGUUGAUGGCAUUUUUGAUAACGGUCUGGCAGUGACGGAGAAGAGCAUCAAGUCAUGGCUGGAGCUAGUCACCUCUCAGCCGCGCUCACCACAGUUGUUGUCUGGGAAGAAUAGUCCUUUGGUUUCCACCCUCCAUCAGAUUCUCACCAGAUACACCAAUGAGGCGCGAGUCACCUACCUCAAGGCAGACAAGCGUGACCCUGAGUGGGCCUUCUACGAUGUGACCAAAGCGACCAUGGCGGCAUAUGCCGUCAAACCCGCCGCCUUUGACUUCCUGCUGACUCUGGGCAUCUUGGCGUACCUGGGGCUGAUCUAUGUCUUCCUUCAGUACUUCCCUAAAAUCUAUGCCAUGAUGGUGCGCCUGGCAUCCCCACAGAAGACAAAGGCCCACUAGGAGUCAGUGCUGCCCUGAACACUGACUAAGGUAAUGCUUACAAAGUCCCUGAAAUGUGUCAACAAAACCUGUAACCAGUAUUUUGUACAAAUUGUGAUAUAUUGUUCACUAAGUCCAGGGUUGUUUGCUGAUGAGUUUUGUUCGUAUUGAGACACGUAGUUAAUAUACUUUUUAUUGUCAUUACUUCUCAACAUUUUACAUUCUUACCACUAUGUGACUCCAGAUAUGUGUAUUCUCUUGCUAAGGGCCGGGAUCCAACACAGAUGUCUAGAAUUCUUGUUCUUUAUGUUGCUCAUGUUAUGUAUUGUAGAGGAGUAAGAUGAGUGUGGAAAGGCUGUGGCUGGUGUGUGUGUGUGUGUGUGUGUGUGUGUGUGUGUUGACAGUACUUGAACCUGACUGGUCUCAUUUGUGUGUUGUUGAUGACAUAUGUUGGCUGCAUAAAUACACAAACAGUUUUUACUCAAUGAAAAAAAUCCAUAGCUUAAAGUCAUUCUCUCAAGAGGAUCAGGAUUAUUUACUUAAUAACCAGUAAGAAGUGUGAUCUUCACCCCUUGGCUCUGUUGUCUACCACGAAGUUAAAACCCUAGUUCACAUCCUAUUCCUCAAUUUUAUUUCCAAUUAUGCUAUCUCAAACUAUCCUUUUUAUUUCUUCCUAUCUUUGCUUUAUUUACUUUUUAUACAGCUUCUUGUCGUACCUUCCUUUUCCUUCUCUGUAAUUCCAUUUUCACUCAUAUUAGCUCAUUUUAUGACUAUCUCAUUUUUAAGACACAUGAUGAAUGGCAAUCAAGUGGGUUUCACUGUGUUCCAUGGAAAUUUAUAGUCAAGAUUUGAAGAGGACACAUUGUUGUAUAAAGUUAGUGAAUUAAUUUGGAAUAUAAAAAAAGGUGUGGUCAGCAAUCCAGAAAGCAUUUUUUUUAUGGAGAAAUUAACUGCAGCCCCAUAUAAUAACUCUAAACACAAUGCUUGUUGUACAAAGAUUAGUCUGUAUGUCUUGCAGCAAUGAUAACAUAAUAUUAAAUUCUUUGGGUCUUGUGAAUGGAAUGACAUGCAAGAAUAAUGAAGAAUUAGUCAUCAAAUGGGUACCUCAGGCAAUGAUUUACAAGGUAUUCUAAGUUCCAAUAGAAUGUUUUCACACCAGUUGCUGCAUUGCUAUGGUUACAAUCAUCCUAUUUUCCUGGACUCCUUUGAAGAGUGAGUGACCGGUGAGUCAUUACUGGCCUACGCACUUAAAGGGAGUAAGUGUAUUGUAUAAUAAUGACAAUGGUGAUGUACUAUGCAAGACUUUUAAUGUAUUGUUUGGUGAAAUUCUUGUUCUGUAGUUAAGCAUAUACAAUUACUAGUGCAAUUCAUAACAUUUGAUCAAGCUGGAGAGAAAAGAAAGGAGAUAGAAGUGACAAAAUUCAGGGACCAUGAAUGUAUCGGAAGAAGAGGCUUAGUACAAAUUCAUGUGGGAUCAUAAUCCUGACUGUUUCAUUAUGGUCAUAGAACAAAAUCUUGAUAUAGGUGUGUAAGACUUUGAGGCAUACAUCUACAUCUAUAAGAAAUUAAAUUGAAUUUGUAUUCAUUGUGUGUACUAGAUUAAAGGUAAAGGAGUGUGUUCAGGCUUCAUUUGAAAAUAAUUUUAAUGUUGGUUUGCUCUAAGUACGCCUAACCAUCGAGACAGAGACACCUAGCUCGUGGGAGUGAGGUUAUCUGUCACUUGAGGUUGAUGCUUCGAGUGAUGUUCAGUAACGUGCAUAUAGUCAUGUUGCUUCAAACUAAGUGCAGCUUUUGUAAUGAGUGUUUAUUACUCUUUUUAAGGCAUACUAUCUAAGAGUGUCGGGGAUGCUGGUCAAAAUGGCAGCAUACCUUGGGGAUGUCUGUUUAUCCAUAGAAAUAACAGUGACUGAAAACUUCACUGUUAAGGAACACUGGAAUUCGUGGCUUGUUGGAAAAUCAGUGACCGUAAAUAGACAUGGGUUCAAUAAUUCUUAUUGUCUCCCCAAAUAUGAUCCAAGAUGUUGGGCUGGACCACAAGAAACAAAAUCUUGCCAAACUGUGAAAAGUUCGAUGUUACUGUUAAUGCUACUGGUUUUCUCUUCGUCUGUCAAUAUGCCCAAGGCAGUUGUUGCUCCAUGACCACAUACCACCCAAUCAGUCCCUUUAGCUUGUUGGACAAUGGUGUGUGCAAUGGACAUCAGGAGCAUUAGGACACCUAAAGCUUUGAAAUAUUAUAAGGCCAAAUUGCACUUGUUAUUGCCUCAAGGACUAUAACAGUAUUAUUGGAAGUGUAACAGAUAACAUACAGAUUAGUGAAUACCACAACAUUCACUCAUGAAUAUCUAUACUAAAUACAAAUAGAUAUUUAGGGUUCCUUCAUUUUAUAUUUCAAGUUUAAUUAGAAAAUUUCAAUUGCCUGAUAGUCACAAGUGCUUGAUUUUUGUCUAGCCUGUGUAUGGAUGAUUGAAAAUUAUGUCAAGCACUAAACUAGUGUUUCUUAAGCCUUUUAAAGUUGAUUAUAAAUAUUGAUUUUUUCACAGUAAAAGCAAGUAUGCAUUAUUGCAGGCAUAGUAUUUCAAACAAGUGGAAGAUAUGCGACAUUUGUUACCACAGCAGCCACCAGUUGAUAUACUCGUUCAUUUAUUUUCAUUUUGCUCAUGAGUACAAAAAGAUAUUAAAAUAAGUUAAGCCAUGCUUAUACCAGAUACUGUGCAAUGUAGGCAGGAAACAAGAAACAUCUGAUGUCUUAAGACUGCUAAUACUAAAGUGAGUUUACAACAUUGGGUUGACCAGUGUAAUCGUGUUUUUUAACAUCAACUUGUCAAAGUAUAGUACGUAUACAUCAGUGACAUAUUGAAAUAGUUUUUGUAAUCAUUAAGGUCGUGGCAAGAAACACGAUGCUCACCAGGCAAUAUGAUGACAGCUGUUGCACUGAAACAUCACAAAAUUUUCAGACACCACUCCGGCAACUUGCCAGACUCUUCCACCACCACCACCACCACACAUUAAGCCUAAUGAUUAACUUAAGUGCUCUUACUCUGGAUCUGCAGUAUCACACACAUCAUUUUGUCAUUUUUUUUUUAUAUUAUUACAAUUAUUCAACACUUACAACUACAUACCAGAACAUUUAGGGUGUGACGUGGCGUCCAGCCACGAGCCAAACAUUUGUGCUGCCGCAGGGAGUGUGCCGAAGACUUUGUUUCCCCACCAAGUGUACUGAAAGUAUCCAGCAAACACUCAGCCAAAAGUUUCUUCACACACUAAACCCUCUCAAACCUUGCAGUUUUGUCCAGCAAAUAUUGGAAUGUCUUCAUAGAAUUUUGAAGGCACACAAACAUAUGUUUUCUCAAAGCUAUGUCACAUUUUUCAUAGAAAUUAUUCCAAUUUCCAUGUAACAAAACAUGCACAACACACAACACGAGAUUAGCCAACAUUAUUCAUUGCUGCAACAAUGCCACUGACACAGUCAGUUCAUAGGCAGUGUGUGGAGCAGGCAUGUCAUUUGUUUUUUAAAGUAAGGGGUAGGUCAGGAAAACCUGACUUUUUUUUUUUUUGUAAGUGAAGCCAUUGGCACGAAGCAAUGCUAGGGGGGUCGGGGUUAUGCUCCCAUAACAUUUUUGAGAAGAAAGUAAUUUGAAAUUUAUGGGUGAAUUCUAAGGAUCUAAAAUUCCGAUUUCAGUACUCCUGUUUUAUAUUGCCAUUUUUGCUGUUUUUACGUAUACAAAAAUGGGGAUUGCCUUCCCUGCCCCCCAGAAACUGACGCCACUGUGGAGAUGCUUACUCAGAGGUCGUCCCAAUAUGAUGUAAAUAUUAAAGCAACACACCACAAAGGUCAUCACACCCUACUGAAACAACACCACCACACACCACAAGUCCAGUCACAAGCACAGGGUGAAGAUGCUUCUACUUUUUCGCCGAGUGGUCACUACAGUCGACUGCGUAGCUCCCGAUGAGUAUCGCAUACGGUACUUUUCCGUCAACCUGAGACUCAGAUUCGUGAAGCCUCACAAGUUUCGGUUCCUAAAUUUCAGAGUAUUUAUUACGGUGAGGCUGGGCAAUGGACAAGAAGAAACGGCCCAUUGUGUCUACGUACAAAAAGUCAUGACCCUCCAUGGACCUAGAGGGUCAUGAACUCGGGAAACCUAAGCUAAAGACUCAGCGCUUCGGUGUGCGGACGAAACGGGUGCCAUACAAGUGCUUCGGUUUCGCGGUUCAUGAUUCUUGACUGGCUCGGAAAUUUUCGUUCGCAUGGAAGGAGUGGUUUUCGUUGUCGACUGGUUUUACGUUACUGACAGACUUCCGUUGGCGUGUGCGAGGCCUUCCAGCGUCCCGUAAUGUUGUCUUUGCCUUAGUAGGGUAUGACCACCAUUUUGUACGCAUCUUCCCGGUUAGUACGCGUAUAAAAAAUAAAUAGAUAAAGCUUGGAAAACAGCCGAGGUUUGAAAAAAAAAAAAGCAUUUGUUACUUUGAUAGCAUUUCUGUCUUAAACCUUUAGAAAAAUCCCCCUCCCACCAGAGUAUUUUUCAUUCCCCCUUGACGUGCGUACUAAUUGGAAGCGUGCGUACUAACUGGCGAACACACCCUAUGCUACGGAAAUGCUUCGUCAGAGGAAACGGAGAGGCGAGGGACAGCCGCCUCGCCUCUCCUUCCCUCCUGUGUGUGGCUCGGUCGGGAGUAUUUUUCUGCUUCUCUGUAAUUUUUUAACUCUUAAGGGAGAGAUGGGCAUAGAGUCUCCGUGUGUGUCUCUUGCACCGACCUGCCUCUGUCUAUCCAUCCUGCUGCUGUGCUUGUAUAUAUUGUUGGUCUUUAAAUCUGUUCCAGCGUCAUGAUUUUUUUUUCUCGCUCGUUUCCGCCGACUGGAAUAGAGAAAUGAAUAAAUGAUUUCUCUUGGUA